Molecule: messenger RNA, 1734 nt
Organism: Bradysia coprophila
Lineage: Eukaryota; Metazoa; Arthropoda; Insecta; Diptera; Sciaridae
Gene: rngo
Product: DNA damage inducible 1 homolog rngo
Biological process (GO): proteolysis
Molecular function (GO): aspartic-type endopeptidase activity; protein binding
Source: RefSeq, a predicted model, not a curated record
UCGUGAACGAUCCCCGCCAAACAUCAUAAUCGUCAUUCUCUACACUGUUGAUGUGAACUCAAAUUUGUUUAUUUCUUAUCUUGAACACUUUUGUCAUAAUGCACACAUAGUAUACAUACACCAUCCUACGUACAGCAUUUUCUGGUGAAGAAAGAAAGAAUAAAAUUUCGUUUGUAUUAACGCUAAAUAUUGUAGUGAUAAAAAUAGAAUUUGUGCACCACCAACAACAACAAAAGAACAGCCGAUCUUCAUCUUUUUUUUGUGUGAAAAUAUUUGCCAAGUCAUUCGUCCGCUUUCCCGUCGAACUUCCUUCACAAAAAAAAAAACUUCAACCAUGAAAGUCACAAUAAGCACACUAACCGACUACAUUUUCACAUUGGAUGUGUCGGAAGACCUGGAAUUGGAAAACUUUAAAGUCUUCUGCGAAGUGGAAUCAGGCUUCCCGUCAGCCGAAAUAGUCAUAUCGUUCAACGGUGUGUUGAUGAGCGACGAGAAAAAGUCGCUGAAAGACUAUGGCAUUGUUGACGGAGACGUUGUUGUGCUACAACACAUGGGUGCUCGUUCACGAACGAAUCAGGGAGCGCCAAAUUUGAGUGGAAUCGAUUUCAGUUCCAUUAGAGUACCUGCUGCAGCGGGCAGUGGCAGUAGCAGUGGCAGUGCCAUCCGUCCGCCCAUAUCCGUUCAACCUGAAGACGAUCCGGCAACGGUACGCGACAUGUUUCAUCAAAAUCCUGAUCAACUGGCUCUGCUCAAACAGAAUAAUCCUCGGCUUGCCGAUGCACUGUUGUCGGGAAAUUUAGAUACGUUUGCGAAGGUACUCCGCGAACAAAUAGCUGUACGAACGGAGAGACAACAGCAACGGGUGCGCAUGAUGCAGGCUGAUCCGUUCGAUCAUGAAGCUCAAAAAUUAAUUGCCGAAGAAAUUCGGCAGAAAAAUAUUGAGGCUAAUAUGGAAGCCGCUAUGGAAUACAAUCCAGAAACAUUCGGAACGGUUGUGAUGCUGUACAUUAAUUGUCGCGUUAAUGGUACACCGGUGAAGGCAUUCGUUGAUUCGGGUGCACAGACAACCAUUAUGAGUGCUCGAUGUGCGGAACGAUGCAACGUUAUGAGACUGGUAGAUACGAGAUGGGCUGGCAUUGCCAAAGGUGUGGGUGUGCAACGUAUCAUUGGUCGCAUUCAUAUGGUGCAGAUUCAAAUUGAAAAUAAUUUUUUGACCACAAGUUUUUCGGUGUUGGAAGAGCAACCGAUGGACAUGCUGUUGGGACUGGAUAUGUUGAAACGACAUCAGUGCAACAUUGACCUUCAAACGAAUGUUUUACAUAUUGGCACCACCAACACAACAACACCGUUUCUACCUGAAAACGAACUGCCUGAAUGCUCUCGCCUAACCGGUAGUCCCGAAGAAGAAGCGAAGCAAAUAAAUGAUACGGCGAAGCAGUUGGAAGAACGCGAAAUAAAGGAAGCCAUCGAAAAGAGCAAAAGAGAACAAGGAUCUGGCAGCUCAUCGACAGCUACCACACCAGGUACAUCAUCGACAAAUUCUGCAACUAUUCGGCCGAGUGAUAAUUUCACUGAAGAAUUAGUUAAGGAAAUCGUAACGAUGGGCUUUCAGCGAGACAAAGUUUUAACUGAAUUGAGAACAGCUAAUGGCAAUAAAACACAAGCCAUUGCAGCGUUGUUCGCGAAAUCGUUUAAAUUUUAGGCGAUUCGUCAUUUUGUGAUGGACGAACAAAA